Molecule: messenger RNA, 659 nt
Organism: Daphnia pulex (common water flea)
Lineage: Eukaryota; Metazoa; Arthropoda; Branchiopoda; Diplostraca; Daphniidae
Product: larval cuticle protein 65Ab1-like
Exons: 3
Coding region: 77-541 (154 amino acids)
Cellular component (GO): chitin-based extracellular matrix
Molecular function (GO): structural constituent of chitin-based larval cuticle
Source: RefSeq, a predicted model, not a curated record
CGCGAGUAUAUAAACCGGUUUUGUUCAGUCAACUAACCAGUCAUUUUUCGGUUGUUGAAGUCAUUCAAAAGACAACAUGAACAAACUGUUUAUUAUCGCCGCUGUUUUGGCCAUCGGGGCUGCUGCUCCUUCCAGCUACGAGAAGGAAUACAAAGCCCCCGAAAUCACCAUCACCAGCCAGUCUGAUGUCCGAAAUCUUGACGGCAGUAGCAACUGGAGCUACGCUGGAUCUGACGGCACCACUCGCGACGAGUCCCAGGUCCAGAAGAAGAUGCAAGGAGUCACCUACGACUCUUACGGCAAAGAAUCAUACGGCGAAGUACUUGGCAACACCAACAAGGGAUCAUCUUACUGGAUCUCCCCCGAAGGUCAGAAAUUCACUUUGACUUGGGCCGCAGAUGAGGCCGGAUUCCAGCCCAAGGGCGACCACUUGCCCGUCGCUCCCGUUCACGUAUACGAACUCCCCAUCGCCCCGGUCCAUGAAUACGAACUCCCCGUUGCCCCUGCUCUCCCCUACAAACGCACUGGGCUCGGCUAUUAAAUCGGAAUUAGCACGAAUAAAAAAACACGGGAAAUACUAUACAAUAUUGUUCCUAUUUCGGUUUGUAAUUUAUAUUGGUGUACCAAAUACGAAUAAAUUUACUGAAGUCCCUUUUUAA